Messenger RNA from Bipolaris maydis ATCC 48331, 219 nucleotides. Lineage: Eukaryota; Fungi; Ascomycota; Dothideomycetes; Pleosporales; Pleosporaceae. The record is from RefSeq and is a predicted model, not a curated record.
AUUGGUCCCGCAAAUUCAGCCUCAUUAUCUUAUCUAUGCGUCAAUUUUCCGGUCGCAGAACGCUUGGGUGGCCAAACAGGAAUAAUUAAGCUCACCACCAACAGUACACAGACCUUAAGACUAUAUCGCGACAAAUACGCUCAGCUAUCGACCCUAGAAACUAUUAUACACUACAAAAAUUCUAGAUUAUUCAGGGAGUCAGACGACUUUCUUCAAAAU